Molecule: messenger RNA, 2609 nt
Organism: Sander lucioperca (pikeperch)
Lineage: Eukaryota; Metazoa; Chordata; Actinopteri; Perciformes; Percidae
Gene: sim2
Product: SIM bHLH transcription factor 2
Exons: 11
Coding region: 86-2434 (782 amino acids)
Biological process (GO): regulation of transcription by RNA polymerase II
Molecular function (GO): RNA polymerase II transcription regulatory region sequence-specific DNA binding; protein dimerization activity; DNA-binding transcription factor activity, RNA polymerase II-specific
Source: RefSeq, a predicted model, not a curated record
AACCUGACAUUGGGGAUGCUAGAGGAACAUUUUUUUAAUCUCUCAGUAACAUAACACACCCUGUAAGUAAGCUAUACAUGAGUCUAUGGGAAAAGGCUCAGCGGAGACUAACUUUAAUGCAAGAGUCAUUUAUGUGACAUUUCCAGAGAUGAAGGAAAAAUGCAAGAACGCGGCGAAGACGCGGAGAGAGAAAGAGAACGGGGAGUUUUAUGAGCUGGCCAAGCUGCUGCCUCUGCCGGCGGCCAUCACCUCGCAGCUGGACAAGGCCUCCAUCAUCCGGCUGACCAGCAGCUACCUCAAGAUGAGGGCAGUCUUCCCCGACGGUCUGGGUGAUGGAUGGGGUCAGUCAACAAGGUUCAGUCCUCUGGACAGCAUGGCUAAAGAAUUGGGCUCCCACCUUUUACAGACUCUGGAUGGCUUCGUGUUUGUUGUUGCCUCUGAUGGCAAAAUCAUGUACAUCUCUGAAACAGCAUCCGUCCACCUCGGCCUGUCCCAGGUGGAGCUAACAGGAAACAGUAUAUUUGAGUACAUCCACCCAUCAGACCAUGAUGAGAUGACAGCAGUGCUGGGUCUGUGCCAGCCCCCACACCAUCACUUCUCUCCGGAGUAUGAAAUAGAGCGCUCCUUCUUCCUGAGGAUGAAGUGUGUUCUUGCUAAACGAAAUGCAGGACUUACAUGUGGGGGAUAUAAGGUGAUCCACUGCAGCGGCUACCUGAAAGUGCGUCAGUACAUGAUGGACAUGGCGCUGUAUGAAUCCAGUUAUCAGACUGUGGGCCUGGUGGCAGUCGGUCACUCCCUGCCCCCCAGUGGUAUCACCGAGAUCAAACUCCACAGCAACAUGUUCAUGUUCCGCGCCAGCCUGGACUUAAAACUAAUUUUCCUGGACACAAGGGUGGCAGAGCUGACAGGCUUUGAGCCUCAGGACCUGAUAGAGAAGACUCUCUACCACCACGUCCAUGGCUGUGACAUUUUCCAUCUGCGCUAUGCUCACCAUUUAUUACUGGUGAAGGGGCAGGUCACCACUAAGUACUACCGCAUGUUAUCAAAGCAUGGCGGCUGGGUGUGGGUGCAGAGCUACGCUACCAUCGUCCACAACAGCCGUUCCUCCAGACCUCACUGUAUUGUCAGUGUGAACUACGUCCUCACUGACAUCGAAUGCAAGGAGAUGCAGUUAUCCGAAGACCAGAGUCGAGCCACUAAGCCUGGUCUCGGUCUCCCUUCCACUCAGGACCACCGCAAACAUCUCAGAACCAAAGCAGUCAAGAUGAAGCCCAAACCCAGAGCAGCUCCCUAUCCUGAGGUGGGACUUCCACUUGGCUUACUGAGUGAACAAAAGCAGCAGGCUGCUAGCGUCUUCCAGCCAGACCGCUCGAGCUGCUCCCCACAGAGGGGGCUGUGGAAGGAGAGAUCCCCGUACCCACUGACCCCAUGCAGGGAGAGGAGCUCCAGCUUGAGCCCUGAAGCAGGCCAAGUGUCCGGCUGCGGCCCCACUUACAACCUGACCCUGCACUACCCCUACAAUCACCGACAUCUGGAUGCUCAGAGCCAGCUGCCGUGCUCAGCCCCGUCCUCUCAGCUGGCUCAGCAGAUCAUCGGCUCCCUGCACAGCAGAGGGUCCGUUGGCUGGAACAUCAGCAGCCCCCCAGCACCCAACAAAUACACAGGCCCCGUGCUGGCAGCUGACCGUAGGUACCCUGAUGAGCUCUACCAUGAUUGUCCCAGCAGCACCGACCCACAUGCUACCAGCAGGCUGAAGGAAGAACCCUACGAACAUUACAUGCUCGUCCACAGCGAGGUGUCUGAGCUUUGUCCACACCCCCGCCCUCACGCCAACAAGGACAGUAAGCCUUUAAACCCGGAGGUCCAACAUCACACAAGAGGUGGAGAGGGGCCCGGAGGUGACCGGGCCCUUGCCUGCCCUUUGCUCAGCGGCCUGGUACUGGGUAAAGCUGAGCAGGGCGGCCCGCUGCACAGUGUGGGCCAGCCUCUCCCUGUGCAGAUGGCGCUGGAGCAGAGGAGGAGGCGGUGCAUGAUGGAAGCUCCGUACAGCCACCCAGCUUCAGGAUAUCCACACCCUGCCAACGGCCCCCAGCACCAGCAGCACGGAGCAGCCGCGGAGCUGCUGCAGCCCAGAGCUGCUGGGGACGACCGGAGGAUGUUGAUAGGUAUGGGGGUCGGGGUGGGACUUCCAGCCCAAGCUCCAUAUAUGUCUUUGAACUUCCAUAAGGUCUUGGGCAAACAUGGUUCAAUUAAGGCCCCCGCUUUUACCACACUGAGCCAUAUAACAGACGGCCACAGUUGCCACGGUAAAGAGACAGCCUCUUACGGCUAUAACAGCCAGAGCCAGAGUCCCAGCUCGGGCUCGUCGCCUGACAGCCACAGAGAGAUCCCACAUUACAUCGGCACAUCCGUUAUUAUCACAAAUGAGAGGUGACCCAUGCAGGACAGAAGAUCCGGAGACUCUCAAAGCCAUAACUUUGACUGCUUCGAAGACUCCAGCCAGGUUGAGCAGGGGUGUCGGACUGGGGGUGGAAAGGGGACUGAGUACCCAGGCCCCUCAUGUGAGGAGGGCCCAAAAAGAUUCUAGAAUGAAUAGCUGUGGAUGUGGG